Lentinula edodes (shiitake mushroom) is the source of this 1656-nucleotide messenger RNA. Its product is annotated as WD40 repeat-like protein. Lineage: Eukaryota; Fungi; Basidiomycota; Agaricomycetes; Agaricales; Omphalotaceae. The record is from RefSeq and is a predicted model, not a curated record. Gene Ontology annotation, molecular function: protein binding; ubiquitin ligase activator activity; anaphase-promoting complex binding. Bases 1 to 1656 code for a protein of 551 amino acids. Gene Ontology annotation, cellular component: anaphase-promoting complex. The transcript has 4 exons. Gene Ontology annotation, biological process: positive regulation of anaphase-promoting complex-dependent catabolic process; anaphase-promoting complex-dependent catabolic process; positive regulation of ubiquitin protein ligase activity.
AUGUCGUCCUUGAAGAAUUCGCAAUUUGGAAAGCGGCUGCGCGCAUUCCGUGGAACUGGAGAUGAGAAUUCGCCAUCCAGGAAGCGACGGAGGCUCAAUCUCGGAUCACUCUCAUCACCCACGAAAUCACCCACAAAGAGGAUAAGGUCGCUGGCCACUGCUGCAUUGGACGUAACCAAUACACCGUCCAAGCGUCAUAAAACCCGGUACAGCAUCGGCAGUGAGGACAGAUUCGUUCCUUCCCGAGACCAGAACAAUCUGUGGGCAUCCUACAGUCUGGAUGAAAAUGCUAAUAAACCUUCGCCAUCUGUGAGACAGCCAAUGCGACGUUGGUCUCUUCCAGACCCUGAAACAGAAAGAGCCGAUGACCUUUUCAAGUCUGUUCUUCGGUCUGAACUCGCAGGUUCACCUAUCGCCUACCAUUCUCUUUCAAGGAAGUCCCAGUUCGAAAACUCACCCAGUCGUCUUGAUGACCCAACGGACCGUUCAUACCAACUCAGCCCUUUACACCCAGAGACAAGUUCAUUGAUAAAUCAGCCGCGUCCCGAAUAUCGCAAUGUGGCGAAAACACCUUUUCGCAUCCUGGAUGCACCAGGUCUUUCGGACGACUUUUACACCAACCUUGUAGAUUGGGCUCCUUCCGGCGUUUUAGCUGUUGGUUUGGACAAACACGUGUAUCUUUGGACGGGAGAUAAUCAUAAAGGUGGAGCGAAAUUGUGUACGGCCUUUGACUCGAAGGAUGAGUACACCUCCUUGGCAUGGAUGAAGUCCGGGUCUACUUUAGCAGCCGGUACUGCUCAAGGUCAUCUGGAAAUCUACGACACCUCUACCCUUCGUCUUAUACGCAGAUACAAGAAUGCUCACGCUCACGUUGCUGGCAAACGUAUCGGCUCUCUUUCCUGGACUUCCGACACCCUAUCUUCCGGCUCACGAGAUCGCAUGAUAAAGCACUGGGACUUUCGCGACUCGAGUGCUAAACCAUUCAGACAGUGUGCUGCCCACACACAGGAAGUUUGUGGCGUGAAAUGGAGCGGGGACGGUGGAAUACAGGCGUCCCUGUUGGCGAGUGGCGGGAACGAUAACAGAUUGUGUAUCUGGGAUCUUCGGGGUUCUGUACGGGAGUCAAGUACCAGCGCGGGUUGGAGUCCUUUUGUACGAAACUUCGUCAGCGAGGAUGAAGGAGUGUCCGGAAUCGCUCCUCUGUAUCGAUUUCGUCAGCACAAAGCUGCUGUCAAGGGUCUUGCUUGGGACCCUCACUUAUCAAAUGUGCUGGCUUCCGGUGCAGGACAACAGGAUGCGUGUAUCCGGCUAUGGAAUACGGCAACAGGGACAAUGACGAAUGAGAUUCGGACUGGGAGCCAAGUAUGCAAUCUUCUGUGGUCUACCAACUCCCACGAGCUCGUCUCUACCCAUGGGUAUUCCACUCAGACCAUCCCAAACCAAAUACGCAUUUGGAAAUACCCUUCCAUGAAUAUGGUCGCUUCGUUGACUGGCCAUACUGAUUGUGUUCAAUACGUUUCGUUGAACCCGAACGGAGAAACUAUCGUCACUGGAGGUGGUGAUGAAACUCUCCGAUUCUGGAAUGUCUUUCCUGGUCGGACUUCCAGUUCGAAGGACGAAAACAGUGUGCUGGAUUAUGGGAAGCUGAUACGGUAA